Sitophilus oryzae (rice weevil) is the source of this 1011-nucleotide messenger RNA. RefSeq lists its product as uncharacterized. The transcript has 3 exons. The coding region runs from base 128 to 913 and encodes 261 amino acids. Lineage: Eukaryota; Metazoa; Arthropoda; Insecta; Coleoptera; Curculionidae. The record is from RefSeq and is a predicted model, not a curated record.
ACAGAGUUAAAAGAUUAUAAUAUCUUAUCACCUGUAUUUUACUCAAAAACCAACAGAUCGUAUUAUAGCAUAGCACAGAGUAGAAAUUUAUAAGUCGUAGUUAUAUUAUUCAUAAAACAGUUUGAAGAUGUUCAAUAAACAUGCGUCAGGUUCCUGUGGGAUUUGCAAUAUGGGGUUUCUGGGCACACUGGAAGACCAUAAAAAAUCCAAAAGACAUAUAAGCACAGCUAAAAAACUGUUUUGUCACACAUGCAACGUCCAGUGUUCUUACAGCGAUUUCUAUGAGCAUAACGAUUCUGUAGAUCACGCAAAAAAAGCGAACUUAAGAAUAUUGGAGCCUUUGUUUUAUCACGAAAAUUUAGAUGUCAAGGAAGCCUUGUAUCAGGAGAUUCAGAAAUUAACCUAUAACUUGUAUUACUCCAAUCUGUUCCCAUAUGAGGUUGCUAUGAAGUAUUUGAAGAAAUAUAAUGAGGAAGUUAGUGCAAUGAUUCGGAAAAAUAAGGAACUUAUUAAAGAAAAAAAUGGUGAAAAUGAGGAGCUUGAGGAAGACAACAAUGGAAAUGGUGACAGUGAUGAAGAAAACCAAGAAAAUACUUUGGAAAAUAAUAAAAUUGAAAAAGACACUAAAAAAACUAUCCAAACUACAGAAAUGAUACAUAAAUCUUCUGAAUCAGAACAGUACAAUAUAAAUUUACAUCUCCAAGCUGUUCAAGAGGACAAAGAUACGUUAAGAUGCGAUAUUAAGGACAAUCCUUCAAAUACUCACAGAAUUCAAGUUUUAGAUGGCGUAGAAUUACUUUUAAAUACGGUUAAAAACAAAUAUUGUCCUUUGGAGGAUGUUCUUAAUAAAAUAAAGCAAUGGAACGCAAAUUUGGAGAAAGUAAUUAAAGAUAAUAACUUAAAGAAUACCUAGUUAGAAAUAUUUUAAGUUAUUUUCUAAAAAUAAAUUAUAAUUUUGAUUUUGUAACUAUUUUGGCAUAUUUCUUUAAUAAACAUUGAUAAUUUAGUAAA